UUUCUUUUAAUUUGGUAGCUCUUUAUAAAUUGCUGCACCUGCCACAGCCAGCCCACUCUGAUCCUCUCUAGGGUUUCUUUCCUCCCAACAACGCUGUCGGUUUUGCAUCUCUCCGCCACAAUGAAGCUCACCGUCAAGACACUGAAAGGCAGCCAUUUCGAAAUUAAGGUUCAACCCACCGACACUGUAAUGGGUGUAAAGAAGAAUAUCGAAGACGUGCAAGGAAAAGACAAUUACCCAUGUGGACAACAAUUGUUGAUUCAUAAUGGGAAAGUCUUGAAAGAUGAGACUACUUUAGUUGAUAAUAAGGUUACCGAAGAUGGUUUUCUUGUUGUCAUGCUUAGCAAGAGUAAAACAGCCGCAGCUGGGACUUCAUCCACCCAACCUGUUUCUACACCACCUACCACCACACCAACUUCAAAUUCGACUCCUGAUGCUCCCGCACCUGAUGCUCAAGCACCGGCCUCAAAGAGUGCAUCUGCUUCUGACACAGCAACAGCCAAUGCACAGAGUGAUACCUAUGGUCAAGCUGCUUCCAAUUUAGUUGCUGGCAGUAGUUUGGAGCAGACUAUUCAGCAAAUAAUGGAUAUAGGUGGUGGAAACUGGGACAAAGAAACAGUUACUCGUGCACUUCGAGCUGCCUAUAAUAACCCAGAGCGGGCAGUGGACUACUUGUACUCUGGCAUUCCAGAAACAGCAGAAGUUGCUGUCCCAGUGGCUCGGUUUCCCGCAGAUCAGGGCAUUGAAACAGGUGCAGCUCCGGCAGCACCUGCACUUGCACCAGGAGGACCUAAUUCUUCUCCAUUGAAUAUGUUUCCUGAGACACUUUCUGGUGGUGGAGGCGACGCUGGCCUCGUACUUGGCUCUCUUGAUUUCCUUAGAAACAAUCAACAAUUUCAAGCAUUGCGUUCAAUGGUUCAAGCAAAUCCACAAAUCUUGCAGCCCAUGCUCCAGGAGCUUGGAAAGCAAAACCCCCAGCUUUUAAGAAUGAUUCAAGAGCAUAAUGCAGAGUUUCUUCAGUUAAUAAAUGAACCUCUUGAUGGUUCUGAAGGGGAUAUAUUCGAUCAACCUGACCAAGAUAUGCCUCAUGCUAUCAAUGUGACCCCAGCUGAACAAGAGGCUAUUGAACGGCUUGUGGCAAUGGGAUUCGAUAGAGCCCUUGUCAUUGAGGCAUUUUUGGCUUGUGAUCGCAACGAGGAGCUGGCAGCCAACUAUCUACUGGAAAAUGGUGCAGAUUUUGAAGAUUGAUUUGUAGUUUUGAUUUUAUAUAAGGGUCCUUGUCCUUGUGAUAAACUUUAGUUUGGUAGUGUUUGGUUUACUUUAUAGUUUCUAACUAUGAAUCCUGAAAAUUAAUUUUGAUAAUGGGUUUUGGAAUGGCGUUUGAUAAAA
Molecule: messenger RNA, 1389 nt
Organism: Populus nigra (black poplar)
Lineage: Eukaryota; Viridiplantae; Streptophyta; Magnoliopsida; Malpighiales; Salicaceae
Product: ubiquitin receptor RAD23b-like
Exons: 12
Coding region: 121-1248 (375 amino acids)
Biological process (GO): nucleotide-excision repair; proteasome-mediated ubiquitin-dependent protein catabolic process
Cellular component (GO): nucleoplasm; cytosol
Molecular function (GO): polyubiquitin modification-dependent protein binding; damaged DNA binding; ubiquitin binding
Source: RefSeq, a predicted model, not a curated record